UCAAAUGCCACGAUUUGCGAUUUUAACUAUUUUUGAGUUGCAUCAAAAUCAGCAGACUGGUGAAUACUACGUAGAGAUUUAUUUACGCAAUAACGAAAAGGGUUGCGCCGAGUUGUUGCAUGUACCAAAUUGUGGCACUCAGUGUCCAUUGGAUAGACUAAUUACGUUAAGCGCAGAUGUGAUACCAAAUGAAUCGUAUGAGGAGCGCUGCAAGGCGAAAAAUCCUGAUUUUGAAGAGCCGCCACCGCGCCCAGUUGAGCGGGAUGUGACUAGCACAAACUAA
Messenger RNA from Rhagoletis zephyria (snowberry fruit fly), 283 nucleotides. Its product is annotated as lysosomal acid phosphatase-like. Lineage: Eukaryota; Metazoa; Arthropoda; Insecta; Diptera; Tephritidae. The record is from RefSeq and is a predicted model, not a curated record.